Molecule: messenger RNA, 2093 nt
Organism: Emys orbicularis (European pond turtle)
Lineage: Eukaryota; Metazoa; Chordata; Testudines; Emydidae
Gene: CGRRF1
Product: cell growth regulator with ring finger domain 1
Exons: 6
Coding region: 17-1042 (341 amino acids)
Biological process (GO): negative regulation of cell growth
Source: RefSeq, a predicted model, not a curated record
GUGGCCGCGGAGCCCCAUGGCCGCCGUGUUCCUGGUGACGCUCUACGAAUACUCCCCGCUCUUCUACAUCGCUGUGGUGUUUGUCUGCUUCCUGGUUACCAGCGGCCUGGUGCUGGGCUGGUUUGGUUGGGAUGUUCCUGUGAUCCUGAGAAAUUCGGAAGAAAUAGAAUCCAGCGUAAGAGUAUCCAAAAAGCAGAUGAGACAAGUGAAGAAUCCUUUUGGCCUAGAAAUUCCGCAUCCUGCUGCAGUUUCCAUAACAAGGGGUAUAACACUGACACCUGAUUGUCUGGAAGACUGUAUCCUUACAUGCUACUGGGGAUGCAGUGUUCAAAAACUACACGAAGCUUUGCAGAAACACGUCUAUUGCUUCAGAAUAAAGACUCCGCAGGCACUAGAAGACGCUCUCUACAGCGAAUACAUCUAUCGACAGCAGUAUUUCAUUCAAAAAACUGACAAGGAAGAAAAAUACUGUCAGUUGCCAGAAGAUGCUCAAAUUGCAGGCUUUGGCCGAGUGCCUAGAUCUCGUUACCCACUGGUAGCUUUGUUGACUUUAGCUGACGAAGAAGACAGAGAAAUAUACGACAUUAUUUCAAUGGUGUCCGUAAUUCAUAUUCCUGAUGAGAGUUACAGACUUUCCUGCAGAAUAUUAUAUCAGUAUCUACUUCUGGCCCAAGGUCAAUUUCAUGACCUUAAGCAACUUUUCAUGUCUGCAAGCAACAGUGUCCCGCCCUCGAGCAAUGCCUCUGGAGAGAGCAGCACUGACAAAAGCUUGCUGGAAAAGGUUGGACUGGCCGAAGUUGAAUCAGAAUUACAUGAGGAAAACAGUAAAGACUGUGUCGUCUGCCAGAAUGGAACAGUGAACUGGGUCCUCCUGCCCUGCAGGCAUACAUGUCUGUGCGAUGGGUGUGUGAAAUAUUUUCAGCAGUGUCCAAUGUGUAGGCAGUUUGUUCAAGAAUCUUUUCCACUUUGCAGUAAAAAGGAGCAAGAUCAAGAUGAGCCGGAACACAUUUUCCAGGAUGCUCCCCACGGAGCAGACUUUUAGUGGAAAACCAAGAAUUACCAAGUUGUACUCUCAAAUGCGUGAUGUAGAACCUAAAGCAUUUUCUGUCCAUGGGAGGAACUGCGGUGUAAUUUUAUGGUUUUGCUGUUAGUUACUAGACCAAUUCAAGCAUCCUUUUCAUGUCUACACUGCAUACAGUUACUGGAACACUGCAUAUACACUGGUAAUAUGGACAGAAGAAGUGUGUAGGAGAUGUAUGAAGAAUGAGUUUUUUGAUAACUGCUGACUGGAUGUUCAUGAAGUAUUAGAGAUUAUUUUGACAAGUAGAUUUAGGUGAGCUAAACAUUAAAAAGAAAAGAACAAAGGCUUACAUACAACUGAAAUUGAAAAGUACUUUUCCUAUAUAAUAUAUAUAGGUUUUUAAAUGUGAAAUUAGAAGAAAAUAUAAUUUUAAUCCUGUAUAAUUUAGAUAUUUAGCACUUUAAAGAAUGAAAAAUGAAGGAAACCAAAUAUUUAAGAAUCUGUUCUUAGUUUCGGUAUAAAUCCAUAUGUAUUUAUUUUGUAUCUGACGGACUUGGCCAUGGAAAGUGCUGGGCUGCUCUACUCCUGUUGAAGUUACUGGGAGUUAAGGAUAUUCAGGACAUUAGUGGUAAUGGACCUCCUGUAAUUGUAUUUUGUUUUCUGCUGCCUUGAAAGAGAUUUUCUGUGUGCACGCGGCCUGAUCCAAAGUCCCUUGAAGUGAUUGGAAAUAUUCCCAUUGACAGUGAGUUUUACUUCAGGCUCCUACUGACUAUCAAGCGAGUAGAACAUCUAAGUGAACCCACUGUGUAUAGAAUGCCACACUGUACUUAUAGGGCUUUAACUCUUGCUAGUGUGACAGCUGUGGAUUAUGAAGGGCUAACUUUUGCAAGGAGAAGAGACUAAUUAGUUUGGCAGCAUGUCCUGUUCCAUGACAUGGACAGCCUAGUCUGUGGGUUUGCCAACUCUCCCAUACCCUUCAUUACCUCUGCGUGGAUGAGAACAGGCUAACCAUGUUACCUUCCCUCAUAUCACUAGUAAGAAAAGGAGCUGAAAGACAGCAGAAAACACAGUU